AUGGGUCUCACCAGCAGCAACCUCACGGCUCUCAAUUCCGGCCUCAACUGCUCUGAGACCAUCAAGGCGGGCCGCUCUCUCUGCAUCGAGCGCAACGCCACCUUUGCCUUCACAGUGCCGCGGUGCUUGCAAUACGGCAUGCUCACAGCGCAGGACACAUGUGAGCGCCUGCUGCUGCGAGUGCCGGGGAGUGAGGGCGAUCCAGCGGGGGCUGGGAAGGUGAAUGCCAUGCGCUGGGCUGAGCUGUACCGCAACAAUCCCGGCCUCAUCUGCUCCAAUGUCAUCCCGGCCUCCGCCUCUGCUGUUGGCAGCAACACUGGCGUGCAGGUGAGGGAUGGGGGGAACCGGGAUGGGGGGAAAAGUGGUGGACUCAAUGUAGAUUUGAUGAUUGAGGGGACAAGGGGCUAUGUCUUAUUAAAAUGA
This is a messenger RNA of Closterium sp. Naga37s-1, 423 nucleotides long. The record is from the annotation of a GenBank genome assembly. NCBI's taxonomy places the organism in Eukaryota, Viridiplantae, Streptophyta, Zygnematophyceae, Desmidiales, Closteriaceae.